GGUCAAUGCGCUACUCACCUAAUCAAAGAAAGGAUAACACCAAAAAGCUAAGCGGGAAAGUUCAAAUGAAUAAAAAUGGCCGCUCAGGAAGUACUAGAUUUGAGUCAAGAAGGACUACAUAAGAUGGAAGUUGUAGCUGGAGCCAAUCCAAUAACAGUCAUCUACGACAAAAAUGAAAUAUCCAAAAUUGAAAAUUUGGAAAAAUAUCAACGUCUCCAACAGCUUUCUGCCUCCAAUAACAGGAUUGUUCAUAUGACUGGAGUAGCCAAGCUGCACAAUUUGACUGUGUUGAAUCUACCAAAUAAUAGCAUUAUUACCAUUGAAGGUCUGAGGAUGUUAACCAAACUAACUUGGCUGAAUCUUUCAGGAAAUAGCAUCAAGCACAUUGACCACCUGAGUACUAAUGUCAACCUGUGCCACCUGGAUCUCUCAGACAACAGUAUUUCAGCUCUCUCAGACAUCUCAUUUCUUAAAUCAUUGCAGACUCUCCUUUUGCAUGGUAACAUUUUGACCAAUUUGAAGACUGUGCCAACAUACCUUCCCAAGUCCAUAGCAAUUCUGUCACUGGCUGAAAAUGAAAUUAGUGACCUAACUGAGGUUUCGUACUUGUCUUGUCUUACCAAACUGGAACAAUUGUCCAUCAUGAACAACCCCUGUGUCAUUAUGUCUGCUUCUGCUCUAGGAUUUGAUUACAGACCAUUUGUUAUAAACUGGUGUAUGCAUCUCAGAAUUCUGGAUGGUUACAUGGUCAGUGAUAAAGAAUGUCUAAAAGCAGAAUGGCUCUAUUGUCAGGGAAAGGGCCGCCACUUUAGGCCAGGGCAACACUUCUUGCUGGUUGAGUACUUAUCAAAGGUGUGCCCUUUAACUGGGAUGACACAGCUCGAAAGAAAAGAAGACAUGAAGCUGGCCCAGGUACUAAGCAAACAGAAACAAUACCAACAGCAGUUAUUGCAAGAAAACAGCUACCUCUUUUCUCCUAACCCAGAGAGGUCAGAAUCCCCAGUGAGAAAAAAUGUUCAUACAUCUGGUCGCCAAGCCUCUCACCCAGAUGAGUCGCACGUCUCACAGCUGUACCCAAUAGAAACCCCAGCUAGUCUGUAUGCUGACCUGCAGGAACAGUCUUCAGGUGCAAUGUGGGCAAGCAUGAGUCCCAUGAUUGCAAGCACACUGCCUUACCAGAAUUCUAGACAGGGAAGGCAUGGAGAACAUAUGGUUCUAGAAGAUGUUACAGCAGAUGAAAUGAACAGUGCUAAUACCAGCUUACUUGAGUCUGAAUCUCAAUACAUCCCAAUCGAUCCAAGUACAUCACCACUCCGUCCCAUGACUGCUCCAUCUGGUCCAGCUAACUCUACAACAUUUGCAGAGAUAUUUGCUCAGAGACACAGUCCCCCUAGGCCAAGGACUGCAGGACCUAUAGAGGGUAGAGUUGAACGAGGUUUACAAAUAGAAAAUGUAAGACAGUUGACUGGGACUUUUUCACCUCAAUAUGCAAACAAAUUUGAAGAGCAUGAGAACAAGCCUUUGAGGACUUUAAACCAGGAACUUAGCAAAAAAAGAACAGUUUUGACAUUGGGAGGGUCACCUCCAAAAAACAAAGGAAGACAGCCCAUAUCAGCUCCAAGCCCAAACAACAGGAAAAGAACAUCAAACAAAUCACAAGAGAGCCCUAUGAAAUUGUUAAAUGAUACCAGUGAUUACACGUCAGACAACAGUCUUCGGGAUUCAAAACUCGGUAUUGUCCGGCAACUUGCUGCAGAAAGAAAAAAGAAGACAGCAUUGAGAAGACAGGUUCACAGCAAACCUUCACCUCGCCAAGCAGUGAUUCAGCCGAAAUUUGCUGCACAUUCUCCACCUCGAGCUACUUCGCCAUACAAAACAGUCUACAGUCCAGAUAAAUACUCACCAAAAUCUAAACCAACCAGAGCAGCUGCUAAAAUGAAGGGAGAAGUUCAAGAUACAAAUAAAGCCCAGACAAAAGACAAUAACCAAAAAAUGGGUUAUUUAGCUGCCCCGCUGAAGGACAACAGUAGUCUGUCAGUGAUACUGCCUGAGGGACAGCAAAAAGAAAUGGCAGAGAAUGCAACCAGGAUUCAGGCAUUAUGGAGAGGAUACUGGACCAGGAUGCAUGAGCCCGUGGUGGUUGAGGCUAGGAAGGAAAUUAGAAUGAGAAGAGCUGAGGGCCAUUUAAAACAUUUGAGACAAGAGCUAGACAGGCAAAAGCAGUCAUUAGAUCAGGAGAAACAGUUGAGAAUCCUGCAGACAGAAGCCAUCAAGUUCCUAUGUAGGGAGUUGGAUGAGUUGAAGAGAGGAACAGCUCUAAACACAAGGACAUCAUCAGCUGGAGAUAUGAAGGAAUCAGACCUGCAAAAGUUGUGUUUUAGUCUUCAAAGCCAGGUGCAUCAGCUGCAGCAAGCAAUGAAGACUACGUCCUCCAGAUUACUGCAGACAAGUGGUCUGAACAUUUCAGAAGAAAGCACAUCUUCAGAUGAUGAUGAUGACAGCAUUCACAUCCAUGGAACAUUCCUUGACAGCUCAUCACAAAAAGGAAAGUGGAUGCCAAGUGGAGAUACACUUAAACAGCAUGAUCCCAGUUACUAUGAGAAUGUCCCCUUGCCUGGUGUCCCAACAGCUCCCUCUGAGCUUCAAUAUUGUAUCAAACACAGCACCAGCCUGCUGCUCAGAUGGAAGCCAUCUAAAGUAGUGGAUAUGGAAGGGAAAUUUUUGAACAAGCCUAUUAUUGGCUAUAGAGUGUAUGUGAAUGACCAAGCAAAAGGAAUGGUGUCUGGGACCAAAACUACAGCUUUGCUAGAUGGCCUGGAUCCCAAAUACCAGUACAAAUUUUUUGUGAGAGCUGUGUCAUCAGUCGGAGAGUCUUACAACUCUGAUGAAGUCACAGUGACCAUGACAAGUCCUCUUGAUAUUCCAAGCACCAGUUCUACAACCACAGAUAGUGACAAGGACCACGACUCAGCAGAAGAAAGAAGUGAUGAAAGCAAACCAAAAACUUCUUUUGAAAAACCUGGCACAGACCAUGGAGAUCAAGAAAGCAAUAAACAUGAUACAGGAGUUUUAUCAACAAUGAAAUCAGCUGGGUCCCCCACAGAUUUGAAUAAUUCAUGUAGCUCUAGUUCACCCUUGCAGCAGCAGAGUCACAUAGACCCAAUCAGUGUGAAGAAAAACAUAUCAUUACAUACACCUCUGUUUCCACCCUUGUCUGCAGACACACAAAAAGAGCCUCUAAGCCCUUUGAUGAAUUCACAGGAACCUAUCACAGGCUCUUCACCUCCAAGGAGCCCUAAGAAAUCUAAUGUCAUGGAGAGACUGGAGCAGAAAGUGCUGUCAUACAAGGAAAGAACUUCACCCAUGAAAGACUGCAAAACAUCUGAAGCAAACAGUGGUGUUGAUGAUUUGUUUGAUAUCACUACCACCACUGACAGUAUUCCUCCUGAUUUAAAGGGUCCAAUAAAAGUAAUUCCCAGUGAUGCAGAUUCAGUCAUCAAAGCAGAAGUGGUUGCAGGUAAAGGAGAUCCUGGUGCCAACCAUGAAGAUUCCAUGUCAAAUGAGAAAAGUUCUGACCAGGACUUGAUUGCUGACAAAGUUACGGAACAGCAGUUGGAGAGCAAUCCUACCCAAGCCCCUAUCUCUGAUGGAAAGUUCUUUAAGUUUCCAGUUCUUGGUUCUGGGGUGCUCCAAGACAGUGCCAAUAAUAUGCUGGGGCAAUCUACAGAAACAUUUAAUGAUGUUGAUGAUUCAAGUGUCACCAAGGUCUUGAAGGACAUAACUGACAAAACUGCAGCAGCAGCUGAGGCACAAGCAAACAUGGUUGUCAAUAAUGAGUUGGAGUGUGGGCAAGGAAUUUCUGUUGAUAGUACAAAAAGAACUGAACCCAAACUGGGCAGUACAGCUGCAUCAUUGCUGGCUAAAUUGCAGUACAAGUUGUCUGGGUGACGUGUAGUUGUUGAAUAACCAGUGUUAUUUAUCUUUUAUUUAUAAUGUUUAUAAGACAAUAAUAACUGAAGCCAAAUUGGUUAGUACAGCUGCGUUGAUAUGUGCUUUUAUAAAUGUUGUAUUGUACAAGUGUUUGGAUAAAAUGCUGUUAAUGUGUAUGACAAAGGAUGUUUGUGAUUUUGAGGUUUGUAAUUGCAUUCACUAUAUUUAAGUCUUUAAAUGAGGUGUCAUGGCGCAAUCAUAAAAAUACUUGUUAUAGCUUCAUUAUAAAACUGCUGAUCCUCUCACCCUUUUCGUUCAGCACAUUCUGUAUGUGCUGCAGGUUAUCAAGAGUGCAUUGUUCAUGUAUUAAUAAGCAGUAGGAAUUGCAAAUUAUACAUAUCAAAUUUUAGAUACUUUAGACUUUAUUUUGUGAAAAUGCUGGGGGUGCCCUGUAACAAAAGACAAUUAUUAUGAGAUAUGAUAAUAGAAAAUGGAGCCUUCUAUUUUGAGCUUUCAUUGGUUAUAACACUAGUAUAUGAACUGGACAUAGCAAUCAUUUAUAAUAAAUAUGUAACAUAAACUGAUGUGGUAAGAAUAUAUUUAAUGGAACUAUAUUCCCCCCCCGAGUAGAACAUUACACAGCCAAUAUAAACUAAAUAAUUUAUUUUGUAUUUCCAAAUGUUUUUAUGUUAUAUUGAAAAAAGUUUUCUUGUAAAACAUUUUUAUUUUUUAUUUAUUAUAAUUUUUUGAUGUUGUUGAAAAUUAAGAGACCAAGAUAAUGAACUGGCAAAUAUCAAUCUCAUGUUGAUAUAUUUUCUCCUCCAAUCCCCACCACCUCAAGCUGAUUUGCGUUUCUUUGAAUUAUUGAAGGUACUUAUUAUCCAUGUCUUUAUUUCAU
Lingula anatina is the source of this 4828-nucleotide messenger RNA. RefSeq lists its product as uncharacterized. Gene Ontology annotation, biological process: negative regulation of cilium assembly. Gene Ontology annotation, cellular component: centrosome. The record is from RefSeq and is a predicted model, not a curated record. NCBI's taxonomy places the organism in Eukaryota, Metazoa, Brachiopoda, Lingulata, Lingulida, Lingulidae. Gene Ontology annotation, molecular function: protein binding.